AUGUCCAAAACACAGGUUACGUUCAGCAAAAUUGUUGAUCUUUUAACCCUACCGGAGCGAUUUAUUGUCGAUGUUGCCGAAACAUUCGGACAAGGAUUCGUUGACUUCGUGAACGGCAAGACCUGUAGGGCGAUUUCAGAAAUCUCCAUCCCUGGUGUUCAUGCCAUUAUCCUGGAAUGUAUUGGGACACCUGCAUUCCAGUCUGUGUUCCAUACAAUUCAACAAGAAAUCACCGACUUCCUCAAAUACCCAGUUAUUCGUGAAGGGUGGCAUUUCUUGAAUACACCUGUUAGUGACAUACUAGUAAUAGGAGAAGUGAUGAAAGAGGUGAACAAGGGUGAAACUUGGAUUUUUAACAAUGUAGUGCCGUGGUUUGCAAGACGAAAGAUCCAGGAUUGCAUCCAGGAUGGCAUGAAGAACCCGUCCGACGACCCAUUAUUUUUCAUCCUGGGGAUCGGUCUGAAUAUGGUCCAACAUCCAACAAUUCUUGACAUGCUUCUGGCGAUACCUGGAGUUGGGGAGCUUGCAGAAACGAUCAAGGCUUCUGAAUUCGCCGUGAAAGCUGCUAAGGUUGCAGCAGCAUCUGCAGAUGGUGCUGAAUCCAUCGCUAAGGCAGUGGAGGCUUCAGAAAAAGCGGCCACGUUUGCUGAUGCAGCUAAAGGUACAGAGUACGAAGCGGCGGCUGCAGAACAUGCAGCCAAGGCUAGAAAGGCAGUCGGUGAUACGCACUAUAAAGGGAAAGAACCGGCAGAAGGCCAUCGUGCGGAAGGGGGCUCUAAACUCCACGAGGAUGCCACGGCCAUCGAAGGUCCCCACGUGCCUGACGAAGGCGCCAAAAUUGUGGAAGAUGCUGGGCUCAAAGCAGCCAAUCAAGCCGAGCUUGAUGAAGCGCUCAAGAAUACAUGGAGUGAAAAUGAUUUAGCUUCUCAGGCACAGUGCAAACGCGCACCAGGACUGAAAUGUCUCAAGAACUGGGGGAAACCCCAAUACAAGGUAUUUGAUAACGUCCCAACGCUCCAAGACCUCAGUGCGAAUAUAAGAGAAUAUGGCAAAGUCAAAAAGGGUGAUAGCCUCUUCUAUAGCAGUCUUGAUGGUCAGAAUGGAGUUACACUCUCGACACAACACUAUAAACGUUAUAUUCAGAAAUCUACUCAACGCCAAGGAUUUGCAAUCGAUCGCGCGACUGAUAAAAAGUGGUCUCGCGCGCAAAUGGGCAAAAUGAACACACCAGCAAUGGUGGAUCGAUUCGGGCGGCGACUGUCUCAAGCAUUCGCCGAGAAUGCCCAGGGAGAUGUGUACUUCUUCACCCGAUCCGGGCUUGAUGGGACUGCCUUUCCAGCCAAUUCAGUGUGGGGAGGCUGGGAGUAUCCGGCUCUUACUCGGAACCCCCGCGUCACCAAAAUCAUUCAGGUAGACCCCUUCAUGGAGGGGGAUCUGGGCCACACGAUCUGGACUCCUGAUAAGGGGCCGUCCCCAAACGCCCCGAAGUCUGGGAGCUAA
Aspergillus pseudonomiae is the source of this 1500-nucleotide messenger RNA. RefSeq lists its product as uncharacterized. The coding region runs from base 1 to 1500 and encodes 499 amino acids. Lineage: Eukaryota; Fungi; Ascomycota; Eurotiomycetes; Eurotiales; Aspergillaceae. The record is from RefSeq and is a predicted model, not a curated record. The transcript is spliced from 2 exons.